Messenger RNA from Marchantia polymorpha subsp. ruderalis, 666 nucleotides. The record is from the annotation of a GenBank genome assembly. NCBI's taxonomy places the organism in Eukaryota, Viridiplantae, Streptophyta, Marchantiopsida, Marchantiales, Marchantiaceae.
AUGGCCCCUCAUUGCCCACAUAACGCCGGGCAAAUGAUUCGGACCCGACGGCAUAUGCCUCGCAUUCGAGUGACCAAUCAUCUCCUGGAAGAUUUCGGUGGACCACGGCAGCCGGGCCAGAUCAGAUCGCAGGCGUCCACUUGGCUGGUACUAUGCACUUCGCACUCGGAGUUACGGCCGGUACGGGUUAUCGGGUAUGGUUUCCUUCGACUCCACGUAUCUUUACCGAUUGGCAAUAUUCCUGGUGUGAGAGAGAGAGAAGCGGGAGCCUACGGAAACGAGACUGCAGUGACGGAUGGGCGACAGCUGCUCUCUGACCGCGACCACGACCACGAGGGAGUCGGUGACUGGACUGGACUGGACUACGUAAUGGGGAGGAGGAAGCAUGUGCAGAAUCCAAAUCGGGGGCAGAGCGCGCGAGACAGAAGGCCAAUGAUGGAAACUCGGAACUUCCGAACUUUUCGAGCGAAGAUGCUGCUGCUGGCGAUGGCGCUGGCGCUGCUGCGACAACAGUCGAGGACAGAGGCGGGCUCGGUCUCGGGGCAGAGCAGAGCAGAGCAGAGCAGGGGAGGGGAGGGCAGGGCAGGGCCCGGGCUAUGGCAGUCAGGGAGCGAGACAGCGGAACCUACAGAUGCCGUGCGGGGCGUGGAUUCGGUGCGGGCGUAG